Molecule: messenger RNA, 4912 nt
Organism: Cherax quadricarinatus
Lineage: Eukaryota; Metazoa; Arthropoda; Malacostraca; Decapoda; Parastacidae
Product: colorectal mutant cancer protein
Molecular function (GO): calcium ion binding
Source: RefSeq, a predicted model, not a curated record
UAACUUGUGAGCCCUGAAGUGGAAAGCUUGUAGUUUUGGUUUUGAUUCAUUCAUUAUUUGGUGUACUUGCAUGUUUAUCAUUUAUUAUAUUUAUACGAAGCGCUAAAUCCGCGUGGGUCAGUCAGCUCAAAGAGUAUUUGGAGGAUCGAUUCUCCAUCAACUAAGUCACUCUAGAAUAAAUCUACAUGAUGCACCACUGUUAUACAUUAAGCUGUUGUAUGUUUUAAACAUUAUACAUCAUACGAUUUUUUCCAUCAUAUUUAUAGUUUCCAUCGAAUUUAUAGUUUCCAUCGUAUUUAUAGUUAACAUUGUAUUUAUGCAACUUUAAUUGGAAUAGUUGCACUUAGUUUUGACUUUUCUUCUUUUCAGAAAUGCUGAUGGGUGUGAAUAGUGGAGGUGCGUGUGAUGUGAUGGUUGUGCAGUCUCGUGUCAGAUAAAAAUAGUGACACGUACAUCAAAUUGGUGAUGGUGUAAGUGUAGUAGAUGUGAGUGAAGGCUAGAGAGGCACUGAUGGGUGUGUGUCAUGUCUCACUAUAGCUAACAGUGUUGACACAAGCAUCAUCAGCCGCGUCUGUCCUCAGAACGAGGCAGUCUACCUGAGUGUGAACUCCCAGGGGCUGAGAAGACGAAUCCACCACUGCUAGAGAAGAGUAACAGUCUUUGGAUUGUCAUCCUUGGAGGGUUAUUGACCCGUUAUAACCCAGUAAAGUCAAGCAGUGUCGUUUAUUUCUAUCGGAGUUCUUCGUUCCUCUUCCUAAGUGUACGACCAACGCCAGCGGCUCAACAUCCAGGUACAUGUUUUCCACGUCUCGCCCCACUUAGGAACAGAACCUGGGUUCCAUAGAUUGUGAUCCGAACGUUGUACCUCUUACUACUCACUAUUAGUAUGAUGUAGAGAUCAUAGAACAGCAGUGUGGGACAGAUGAAAGGGGCAUCAUGUCCGGCUCUGACAGUGGAGAGAGCCAGGGGUCGUGCGCUUGUACCUGCGAUGAUGACUGUGGCGACAGAUCGCUCUCUGCUGUAUCCUCGCUCCGCGGGGCGGAGACCUCCUCAGGCUGCCCAUCGUCGUCAGACUUCCAGCCUUCUGACCCCAUCUGCGAGAGUGUGUCGCCAGCUUUCAACACCCGCUCCAGCAAGACUCGCGGUGUAUCCAGGCGUGGCUGGCAGAGCCCACCGCCUCCGCCUCUGCCGGAGAAACGGAAGAACCAAAUUCCGCCCGCCAUCCCUCGGAGAGUAAAGAUGCCCCAAGCAGAGGAUCCAGGGUGCCCAUCUCCAUUAGAAAGGUGCUGGUGGGAGCAGCAACCGCUGUCGCCGACGAGCUGCGCCUCAGGUUACUGGGAUCACAAACAGCAGCAACAACAGCAGACAUGCAGGGAAGGGACCACCUCUUCCCCAGACUCUGACGGGUCAGAGGAGAUGGAGCAGAUGAAGGCUCUCUUCAACGCCUGUGACACUGACGGAGACGGCUACAUAACCAGCGCCAACCUGUGCGGGCUGCUGGAGAUGCUGGGUCUGGAGGGGUCGGGCGAGACGCUAGCCCGGGAGCUGGGUGCUGACCGCAGAGGCAGAGUCUCCCUCAGAGCCUUCCUCGACUCCCGAAGACACCACGCACACGAAGUCAACGCCAUCAGGAGUGAAGGUGGCGAGAGCUGGGCACCGGAACACUGGUCAGGUGGCUCAGAAGGUGAUGUAGAACCCUCACUGGUCCCCGAGGGCCCCCACGGAUCCCUCCUAGAGGGGCCAUCCACGCCCGGGCAAGGCAGAAGGCAGUGGAUGACUGGGGGCCGCCGCCUUUAUCCCAUCACCAGCAGGCAGGUCCUCGAAGCUACCAACAAAUUGCAGCUGGCGGCGCUGGGGUCGCUGAAGGGGGAGGUUCUGGAGCUCUCCUCCAGGCUCAAGCUUCUCUCUCAGGAGCGAGACAUGUUGGAGAAGACCCUCACUGUCACCCAGUUGGAAAAGGUGAGGGUGGAACGUGAGAGUGAAGAUCGUUUGGACUCACAAGCACAGCGCUACGAGGAGAGACUCACUGAACUGCACUCCGUCAUUGCUGAACUCUCCCGCAAGAUCGACCAGCAGCGCAUCAGUGUGAUAGCAGAGGAGGAGGUGGUAGUGGAGGAGUACUCGCAUUCUGAACUCUCUCACGACCAACAUGAUGCCACGGAAGAUUCAACGAGUGAGGCAGUGGAAUCAGAGGAGCAAAUGGAGGAGCCUAGGGAUCAUACUGCCACUGAUGCCUCCACCUCUUGUGAUAUAGAUGACAGGGCAGUUGAGGCUGGAGAAGGAAUUGCUGACCUGGAUGUCAGUGAAUGUCCUCGAGGCAGUGGAGAUACCAGCAGUUGUCGAGCAUCUGGGGAUGAUGCCUGCAGGUCCCUCAGUGCGCUAGAGGAGGAGGUGAAGGUACUCAGAGAAGAAAAUAACAGUCUACAACAUGCUCUGGCCCUUGCCCAGCACCACACGUCCACUCAUCGCACCACCAUCACAGCUCUUACUCAGGAGAGGGAUGCUCUUUGUAAGAAGCUACGUGAGUAUCAAAGAAUGCAACCUGCAAUGCCCCCACAAGCACUUCAGGUAGCCGAUGCAGUGACAGUGCGAGGACUGAGAGGCACCCCCCUUGUUGCCUUCACGGUAACCUCUGGGGGUUCAGGGCUAAGUGGAUCAGGACCAGGCACAGUAUCUCCUUCACCUUCACCACAACCACCAGAGAGUCACACGCCCACGCACGAUGACACACCCAUUAUCUGUAAACUUGCUGAGCGAGUCAGAUUAAAGAAGGCUGAGAGUGGUGAUCAAAGAAUAACGGGGACAGACCUGAGUAGUGUGGGUGUGUGGACAACUGCCGUUGCUGAACAACUGGUUGCAGGUGUUCAGGAAGAAAGCGAUGCCCAGGAGCUAUAUCAUGCCCUUGCCACUGCUGGCGGAGCUCUUGCACCUCAUGAGAGGUUAAAAGAAUUUGAAGUGGAGAUAGAAAGACUUCAUACAAAAGUGGACCAUUUGAAAGCACAGAAUGAUGUUUUAGCUAUUACUCUCAGUGAAUCUAAAUCACACUGUGAUCAUUUAAGUAUCCUGAUGGGUAAAUAUGAAUCUAACUCUAUAGCUUUACAGCUGGCAGUGACGAACUUAGACCAGACUAUCGAGGCUUAUGAAGUCUUGGUGGCACUAUUAGAAAGUGAAAUUGGUUUAUUAUUAGCAAGCUGCAAGGCUGCAGGUGUUGGAGUGAAGCGGACGAGUGGUGGAGUGGGAAGUGGAAGUGGUGGCUGGAGCUAUGCUGAUCAGGAUGAUCUUGUGGCUUUAGUGAAAAGAGCACAGGAGCAGCGAAGAUCAACAGAAAAUGUUGCUCGUCACCUACUGUCUCGUUUGGAGAGGGCUGAAGCUCAGCAUUCUGAUGCAGAGAGCUGGAAUGAAGCUGGCAUUAGCCAUAAUACUAGUGCUACUUCAUCAACAUCCAGUGGUGUUGACUCUGACGUGAGUCGUGGAGAGGAACAACGACUCCGUGAGACCAUUAACCGACUAAAGGAGGAAAGAGGGCAUGUUUCAUCCUCUCUGCUUCCUCUUGAGUCACUUCAUGUGGACCCUCUCACCAGGCACUACCCACUCAGCCUUAAUGAUGCACACAAACUUGACCUUGAAAAUGCAGUGUUAAUGCAGGAGCUUACAGCAAUGAGAGAAGAUCGUGCAGAGCUUAGAGCUCAGGUAUAUCUAAUGGAAAGAGAGAAAGCUGGUUUAGAACUUCGAGUAGGGACAUGCGAGGCCCAGGCAGCAGCCUACUGUGCCACCAUUGACCACCUUAAAUCGGAAUUGGCGCAGGCACGCCCAGGAGGCAACCAGGAUGGAGAAGGUGAUGGUGACAGUGGUGUAGACUCAUCGUCCCCAGAGAUCAUAGAAGCCCUGAGACGGGAAAGACAACUAAAGGCUCGGGUGCAAGACCUUGUCACUACCCUUGAGAAGGUGACCAAGAACUCUGAAGCAAGACACAUGCAAUCACAAGAGUUUAUCAAUGAUCUAAAGAAAGCAAAUGGAGCACUUUUGACCGCUGUGGAUCGCCUUAAAAAGAAGUAUGCUCUCAAGGUGAAGAGGAUGGAGCAGCAGAUGAUGGGCAUGGUGGACAGGCAUGCUCACCAGGUUCGUGUUCUGAAACAGAAAAUAUCAACACUGGAGGACGACACAGGCUUCAGGCAAACACAAAUGAUCUCAACUGCCAGUGAGACAUCACUCUGAGGACAUACAUGGGUUAUAUACUGUACUUCAUAAUUUAUAGUAUAUUUGUUACUUAUCGAUAUGUACUGUUAAUGUAUGAAAGAGUUUGACUAUGCAAUAACUUUCCACUCAGUCACAUGUGUCUUAAACAUUGAGUGGUUUUUAUGAUAAUGCAACCAUCUCCCAUCAUUCCAGGAUUAUUUGGACUGAAUGUACGAAAGUUACUUAUUGAUGUAAAUAACAGCCAUAUAUGGAAUAUAUAAUUUAAAGCAGAAAAAUACUUUUGAUGCUUUAGAUAAAAUGCAAAAAAUCAGCUAUAAACAUGUCAGAAAAUGAAAAAGACACAUAAUUAUGAUGUAGAAAUUUAAGUAAAAUGAGUAAGAAACCUCAAAAAAUUAAAGAAUAAAGAUUGUGUAUUAUGUAAUUUUGUCAGUAGAAUCAAGUUUAAAAAAAAAAAGUAAACCCAAAAACUUAUGUUCUUCUAUAGUCUGAUGAAAAUUUGAAAAAUAUCAAAACUAAAAAUCAAAAAUCAGUAAUGGCCUUAUAUAUUUUUGUCUACAUUUCCAUCAAGAAUGGUCAACACUGUUUCUGACUUUAGUUUUGGAAAACUUUUCUGCCCAUACUGAAUAAUGUACAGCAAGAUCAUUGGAAUGUUGGCAAGUACCUCAGGAAACCUUAUCAGGGACAACAAAUCGUAAAAAAAAAAAAAAAAGACAAC